AUGGGCAAAGAGAAGACCCAUAUCAAUAUCGUCGUCAUUGGCCACGUGGACUCUGGCAAGUCCACUACCACCGGGCAUCUGAUCUACAAGUGUGGGGGCAUUGACAAGAGAACCAUCGAGAAAUUUGAGAAGGAGGCAGCAGAGAUGGGUAAGGGCUCCUUUAAGUAUGCCUGGGUGCUGGACAAGCUGAAGGCAGAGAGAGAGCGUGGCAUCACCAUAGACAUCUCCUUGUGGAAGUUUGAGACCAGCAAAUACUACAUCACCAUCAUCGAUGCCCCAGGCCACAGGGACUUUAUCAAGAACAUGAUCACUGGCACUUCCCAGGCCGAUUGCGCCGUGCUCAUCGUGGCGGGCGGCGUGGGCGAGUUUGAGGCGGGCAUCUCCAAGAACGGGCAGACCCGCGAGCACGCGCUGCUGGCCUACACGCUGGGCGUGAAGCAGCUCUUGGUGGCGGUCAACAAGAUGGACUCAACCGAGCCGGCCUACAGCGCCGCGCGCUUCCAGGAGAUCACCAAGGAAGUGAGCGCCUACAUCAAGAAGAUCGGCUACAACCCGGCUGCCGUGGCCUUCGUGCCCAUCUCGGGCUGGCAUGGCGACAACAUGCUGGAGCCCAGCACCAACAUGCCCUGGUUCAAGGGCUGGAAGGUGGAGAGGAAGGAGGGAAACGCCACCGGGGUGACUCUGCUGGAAGCUCUGGACUCCAUCCUCCCGCCCGUCCGCCCGGUCAACAAGCCUCUGAGGCUGCCUCUGCAAGACGUGUACAAGAUUGGAGGCAUUGGCACUGUGCCUGUGGGCCGUGUGGAGACCGGCUUCCUGAAACCUGGGAUGGUGGUCACCUUUGCCCCCACCAACCUCACCACCGAGGUCAAGUCUGUGGAGAUGCACCAUGAAGCCCUGCCUGAGGCCCUGCCUGGCGACAACGUGGGCUUCAACGUAAAGAAUGUGUCUGUGAAGGACAUUCGUCGUGGAAAUGUGGCUGGAGACAGCAAGAACGACCCCCCCGUAGAGGCUGGCAGCUUUGUGUCACAAGUGAUUGUCUUGAACCACCCUGGGCACAUCCACGCAGGCUAUACCCCAGUGCUGGACUGCCACACAGCCCACAUCGCCUGCAAGUUUGCUGAGCUGAGGGAAAAGAUUGACAGGCGCUCGGGCAAGAAGCUGGAGGACAACCCCAAGGCCCUGAAGUCAGGUGACGCGGCCAUUGUGCAGUUGGUCCCCACCAAGGCCAUGUGUGUGGAGACCUUUUCCAAGUACCCACCUCUAGGCCGUUUUGCUGUGCGGGACAUGAGACAAACAGUGGCUGUUGGAGUCAUCAAGGCAGUGGAUAAGAAGUCAUCUACGGCUGGCAAGAUCACCAAGUCGGCAGUAAAGGCAAGCAAGAAGUGAAGUGUGUCCCUUGCCGCCGCCUCAGCAACCUCCACUAUAAAAAUUACUUAACAUUCUAUGUAUUUAUCAAGUAAGAUUAA
Diceros bicornis minor is the source of this 1466-nucleotide messenger RNA. RefSeq names its product elongation factor 1-alpha, oocyte form-like. Bases 1 to 1386 code for a protein of 461 amino acids. Gene Ontology annotation, molecular function: GTPase activity; translation elongation factor activity; GTP binding. Gene Ontology annotation, biological process: translational elongation; translation. The transcript is spliced from 7 exons. NCBI's taxonomy places the organism in Eukaryota, Metazoa, Chordata, Mammalia, Perissodactyla, Rhinocerotidae. The record is from RefSeq and is a predicted model, not a curated record.